AUGGUCAGUCCAAAGUCACGUGUCAGUCGGACGGAACGUGGAAUGUAAACACUCCCUUACUGUACAGACAAAGCCCCGUCUGACGAAGGUAUGACUGACGAAACAAAGAUUCUGAUUGGCGUGUUGGUCGGUGUGGGUGCUGUCGUCGUCAUGGUACUCUUAUGUAUCGUGUGUGUUGUCCAGGGAACAGCCAAGUCUCGACGACAAAAAAGGUCAGCAAACAAAGGUUUCCAAACAAACAAAGGUUACACUGAAGAGGUUUCCUACGUUUUGCCUCCGAUGUCCAGCGCCCCUCCCUCAUACCGUGCCGACAACUUAUACAGGACCGAUAACCCGUAUAGGGGAGAUAAUCCAUACAGUGGAUAUGAAACGUCUUACCGACGAGAUGAAUCUGUCCUUGACAAGAACGAUAACCGCUACAGACCUCGAAGUACAAGUGUUGACGUCACGUACAGUCGUCCCGUAGAUACCCGGCCACAAAAAGCCCACUCUGUCACAGGGUCAUUGACUAAAGGCACCCGCGGGGCCCAGAUGUUCUAUAUUUAUAAAGGUGACCCAGACCGGAACCGGAAACAAAGUCAUCGAGACAAAGAACGGGAUCGACCUGUAAGCGAGAUUAACAACAGACAGGAAAAAGCUCAGAGUGAUUACGGUUUUCAGGUUGGAAAUUGGAGAAAUCCACCUUACCGAGGACAAGUCGGGAGUUCCGAACGCUCCGCACCAGUUUCUCGUCUUCCACGGAAUAACUCUGACUUGGUAAGGGCGGAUUGGUCAUCCCAGACAGACAUGAGAUAUGUGGACGAAUUUAACACGAGAGCUCUAUUCCAUGGCCGUGACCCCUUCCUGUGGCGCCCUGUAGACACGAAUUGGGGAUUCCACCUGAACAGGCAUGAUAUUUAG
Messenger RNA from Ylistrum balloti, 900 nucleotides. RefSeq lists its product as uncharacterized. NCBI's taxonomy places the organism in Eukaryota, Metazoa, Mollusca, Bivalvia, Pectinida, Pectinidae. The record is from RefSeq and is a predicted model, not a curated record.